AUGAAGACGCCCAUCAUACACUUUGCAAUAGAGAUAGUUAUGUUUUGCCUCCUCAUCGGCGCAGGAAAUGCUACUCCCGGUAAUGUGAGGCUUCCCUCCGAUAGGCUGCGGUAUGACCGCAGCAAAGCCAAAGGACCUUUGGUACGUGGUAGCACAGUUACCCGUCGGUCCUACAGCAGUGCCGAUAAGCCCAAAACAGAUUCAUCAUAUGCUGUUCCGGUCACAGCACCUACUCCUGUUGCCGGGCCGCCUGUAGCACCAGUGGCGCCAAUGCAAUACAACCCUCUAAAACCGUUAACCGUCAAGUGCAAAGUUACUGAAAACAUGGAUUCUACAACGUCUCCCGUAAUUGAAAUUAGAGGAGUGCGCGGUUUAUUCAAUUCCGUUCUUGUUGGAUAUCAGAACCCUGAGAGCUUGACACGUGAAAAUAAGGGAAGCUUUUUCGGAUGGAGCACCGCUGUAAAUGCACCGAGAGGCCAAAAAGUGCAUUUCACUUUUAAUGCGAACUUCGUGCCUAUCAGACCCAAGAUAAAUCCCACAACAUACUGCGCGCUGAUAAUUCAACCUCCUUUGAUGCCGAGCCCCGAAACAUUCGAGGCAUUCAAAACUCCACCACGAAGUGCUAAACGUUCUUUGACGUCAACCGACUCUCUAGCGAAGUUUUUGAAGGGCAAGCAAUCGUCUAUAGUAGCAUCGUGUUGUUUUCUCGCCCAGACAACACUUGAUUCCUAUGAUUCAGUAUGA
Babesia bigemina is the source of this 744-nucleotide messenger RNA. RefSeq lists its product as hypothetical. The coding region runs from base 1 to 744 and encodes 247 amino acids. The transcript has a single exon. The record is from RefSeq and is a predicted model, not a curated record. Lineage: Eukaryota; Apicomplexa; Aconoidasida; Piroplasmida; Babesiidae.